Colletotrichum godetiae is the source of this 276-nucleotide messenger RNA. RefSeq names its product ankyrin repeat protein. Lineage: Eukaryota; Fungi; Ascomycota; Sordariomycetes; Glomerellales; Glomerellaceae. Gene Ontology annotation, cellular component: BRCA1-A complex; BRCA1-BARD1 complex. Gene Ontology annotation, biological process: protein K6-linked ubiquitination. Gene Ontology annotation, molecular function: protein binding; ubiquitin-protein transferase activity. The annotation marks the transcript as partial. The record is from RefSeq and is a predicted model, not a curated record. The transcript has a single exon.
AACAACAACGGAUGGACACCACUCUACUCCGCAUCGUACAAGGGCCAUGUCGAUAUGGUCAAGCUGCUUCUUGAGAAGGGGGCCGACGUCACAGUUGCGAACAACAACGGACGGACACCGCUUCACUCCGCAUCGUACAAGGGCCAUAUCGAUGUAGUCAAGUUGCUUCUAGAGAAAGGGGCCGACGUCAAGGUUGCAGACAACGACGGAUGGACACCCCUCAACUUGGUCUCCAACGGUGGCCAUAUCGAUGUAGUCGAGCUGCUUCUAGAAAAG